This is a messenger RNA of Procambarus clarkii (red swamp crayfish), 2538 nucleotides long. Its product is annotated as coiled-coil domain-containing protein 177. Lineage: Eukaryota; Metazoa; Arthropoda; Malacostraca; Decapoda; Cambaridae. The record is from RefSeq and is a predicted model, not a curated record.
AUGUUGCAGGGUUGUGGGACGUGGCCAGGGAGCAGCAGCAGCAACACAGGUCGUCAACAUGGUCUAGCUCCUCAUCCCCCGUCACCUCACCGACCUAGAAUCACCUGGGCAUCACCACCACCUCGUUAUCACAGGUCAAGGAGGAACUCAGAUUCCACGACCUCCCUUGGCUCCUCCGUGAGCGAUCUCGCUGAUGAUCGCCAGCCCAUCACCAUCUCCCAAGGCGAGGAGAGCGAUGAUGGCGUUCGCUCCACCAACUCCGCCGCCGAGUGCGACAGAGAGGACGCCGACGAGGAUGACGGGGCCAUCGGGUUCCUGAGGGAGAGUCCCAGCAAAAGGCCGCCCUCAGCAUACAGGUUAGAGCCGCGGCUGCCGUCUGUGAGUGUGGUGGGCGGUGGGGGCGGGACCUGGAGCCCUCGUAGUGACACUACCACCCUCACACCUGCCUCCACACCUCGCCUCCAGCGCCGGCGCACGCCCACGCCUUCACACACGCCCACAUCAGCACCCAGGACACCGGUGAGACGCCGCCUUCCCACACACAGGAGGGUGUCCAGCGCCCGGCCCGCCGCCACCACCUCGCCUGUGGCCAAGCUCUCGUAUACAGGCAGUUUGGAUGAAAUUGCCGGGGCACGUGGUGACGGGUCGGGUCUGGGCCUGUGUGUGGGCCCGAGCAGCCUAGAGCUGCCUAGGCCCCAGAGUGCUGCUUCAUGCCUGGCCUCCUACUGCACCCCAUACAGGGUCUCCAGGCCUUCCUCAGGACUCGCCAGAGCACAGUCCCUUCGGCGUCCAGGGUCGUCCACAUCAGGAGUCAGUUACCGUGGUAGUGGGGGCGCCUGGAGCCCGCGCCUCCUGCCCCAGCACCGUUCGCUCAGCACUGUGUCUCUGGCUGACUCACAGAUCCUGGCCAAGUUCAUGGAUGGCCUUGAGAACACAGAGGUGCCGGCCAGGGACCUGCGUAUCCUGGAGCUGUUGGCCAUGAAGCACGAGAAGCUGUACGCCGAGGAGCAACGCUCACACAUGGCCCACCGAGCCUGGCUUCUGCAGAAGGAGAAGGACCAGCAGGAAGCUACAGCACAGUGGUCUGAGUGGCGGUCGCAGGUGAACGAGAAGCGCCGCCAGGAGAACGAAGAGAACCUUCGUCGGUGGCGACGGACGGAAGAGGUGUAUUUGCAGAGCCAGGAGAACCUGUCUCAACUCAUCUCGAGCAAGGAGCGCCGCGCCAAAGAGUUCCUCAGCGAACAGUACCAGGCCAGGAUGCGUCGGUUGGAGGAGAGACGAGCCUUGGAGUCAGCCAGAAAGUCAGUACAGGAGGCAGCUCUGAAGGUGAAGGAAGAGGGUGAGGAACGCAAGAGGCAGCAGCUGAUCAAGUUGUGGGAGCAGCAGCAGCAGCUGGUCGAGCAGAGAAGGAGGGAGCGAGAAGAAUUCUUCAGAAAGCGUGUGGAGGAGAGCAACUGGGCGGAGGUGGAGCAGCAGCAGGAGAGGAGGAAGCAGGUGGAGGCUCGGGGCGAGGCACUACUGGAGGCCAUGAAGAUCAACAUGGAGGAGAAGUUAGCCAGGGCCGACAAGAACCUCCGGAUGCUGAAUGACGUGAAGGAGGACACCCUCAGGAGACAGAGAGACGAGCGUGAGCGGCGGGCAAUGGCGGUGCGGGCUCUGCACCACCAGCUGGAGGCGGCCAUGAUGCAGUGGCGCCAACACGUCCUCCGCCACCAGAUGGACGCCAUGGCUGCGGCCGAAACCCGCCAGGAGCUCUACCUUAACACCCGCUCCUCCCGCAUCCAUGCUGACCGCACCUCGCGCUCACACCACCACCACCACCUCCUGCAGCAGGUGCUGGCGCGGGAGGAGGCGGAGCUGCAGCUGGCCAAGAAGAACCUGGAGGCCAAAGACCAGCGCUCGCUAGGGGUGUGGCGGGAAAGGGAACGGCAGGUGUGCAGGGCGCGCUCCACGGCCCUCACCACCGCUGCCCUCAGAGAGAACCUCAGGAAAAAGUUGUCGCCCGAGACGUUCGACAAAGUGGUGGCGCGCGCCAAUUUGGAACUUCGCAUUGAGAACCGUCCACCAGCGACAUCCUCCUUGGGCACCCGCUCUCACAUUUUCUUAGGUUGAACCCUCUGAGCUAUAUAUUACCUCGGUGGUUGAGCCCCUUCGUUGUUCCGCGCCCUCACUUAACAACCAAGGGGGUUGAACACGGUGUUCGUACGUACGAACACCGUGUUCGUACGUAUCCUCGGUGGAACCCUCGCCAAUAUUGGUUAAUCAAUUCCUUCAAGAAUUCACGUUAUUAUCUAUUUUUUGCUUUCCCAUAAGCGAGCUUCCUUGCUUGACAUCCCCCGACUGUCAUGGCCCCUGGUACAACAACAACAGCUGAAGACAAAAAGGCAAAAUUUCUAAAUAAUGACCUUAGAAUUAGGGUUUUAACAAAUUUUCUAAUCAUAUAAUAACAGAUUUCACUACUAUACACUCACUGUGUGAAGGAUUAAGUAUAUCACCAAAACUUCAGCUACUCGAACUUCAUGACUGAGUUACAGAACC